Trypanosoma rangeli is the source of this 1998-nucleotide messenger RNA. RefSeq lists its product as uncharacterized. The transcript has a single exon. The record is from RefSeq and is a predicted model, not a curated record. Lineage: Eukaryota; Euglenozoa; Kinetoplastea; Trypanosomatida; Trypanosomatidae. Bases 1 to 1998 code for a protein of 665 amino acids.
AUGCGCGAGGUUGGAGCGGGAGAGUGUAAUGAGCACGAGCGAGACCAACAGAGAAUGGGGGAGCAGCAGCAGUCCCCAUUUUGUUUUUCUGUGAAGUUUGAUGCCGAUCCAGCAGAGGUUGGUGAUAGUGUGUUUCGUGGUGCCCACACAUUUCGAUCGCCCGCGGAAGUUCUUGUGCCGCUGCGGAUGCCGCUUAAAGCGGCUGCUGUGAGCGACUUAUUAUCAAGCUUUCUGUUUCGCACACUUUGUCGCUUCCCACACCUUUCGACCCGUACCGUUGAGGCCUUUUUCAUUAGUGCCGAGGGGAAUUAUGUGACGCCACGUGCGGGCUUGGGCCGUCCGCAUUUGUUGCGCCUAGAUGCGUGCAUGAACAGGGAUGACAAACUGGACAACUUCUUCACGCCUGUAACAACGCAUGGUCGAAAUGUCUAUGAAGUCAUUGCACACUGGGCCUCCCCAGAUCUGAAGGAUGCCACGUCCAAUAGCACCUCUCUCGGGAAAAUGAAGGCCGAUGAAGAUGGAGAAGCGUCGUCCCUCGACGCAGACUUAGUUAAUGCGCUUCCAGUACCUGUUAUUUACCCUUUUGCAAGUCGUUGCACAUAUGCAAAAUUACCGCCACGUGAAGCAUCGCCUGAGGUCAACGAGUGCUCUUCGACCGACAGAUUGGAGGCACCCCUCCCAGCAGUUUUUGUCGUUCUUGAGAAGAGAGAAGCCGCACGGAAGGUGCGAAGUGUCCUGGAAGGCGAGGAGGGUGGGGCUCGAGAUUCAAUUCUUGGGGACGAGCGGCGCGACCGCGCUAUGAUUGCGGAAAUGGAAGACGAGGGUCGACAACAGGCUCUUGCAGUUCUUCGCCUGAUGGGCGUUGAUGUGCCGGAAUGCGGCGCCAAACACACAGCAUCACCCGCGCCAAAGCAACGCCGCUUUCUGGAUACGGAGCCGCUUGCUUCAUUUCCCAGUUCAGUGUAUAUGAAGAAAUUGGCACAACGUGCCGAAGAAACAGCGUGGCUCUCUUACAUUUUUGCAAAGGGGCCAGUGUCUGGCCCGGCUCUUGCCGCUGCCAAGGGAAAAAAAAACUUGGGAACAUGUCCUCAACCAGACGGUGUGAACUCAGCGGGGGUUAAAGGAGACAUUCAAGUCACUAUUGAAGCUUCCGAGACCUGGCAAAAACUCAUCCAGCACUACGCUGAUGUGCGCUGUGAUUUGUUAUUGUGGGAACGUCAGUCAUUUCGCUCCCUCACGACAGAAAUGCGUAAUAUUUUGGAGAAACAAAAGCAACUGGAUGCGGAAAUUGUGAGAAGGGCGUUUUUGGACGAGAUGGAUAGGGCCUCAGUUCUCGAGUUUGGCAGCUACGUACAUCACUAUGACCAGGGUUGUCUGUGUGAGGAGCUUAGUGGCACUCCUGACACGACGGCAAAUUGUAUUUCCGAUGCAAGCAAGGACGCAAACAGUGAGACCUCCUCCACUAUUAUGCGAUACCUCAAGUCUCCUCAGUCCCCAGUGAUGCAGGAGGGCGCUGUAACGAUCACAGCCGCCACCAGAGACACUUCAGCAAAGGAUUCUGCAUCUCCCCCCAUGCCCGUACCAAGAUCAACCUCUUCUCGUUCUAUGUUGGCAGAGGAUGCGUAUUUUUGUGAGGCACUAGAACGCAGUAAAGCGUGCGCCAAAGCUGCAUUGGACACCAUUGCUCUUAUUGACAUGCGGUAUUACGAACCUGUAUCAUUUAAACUUGCGAAGCAUCGACUUUCUUUCGAUGAGAAGGAAGCGAGAGAUGUGUUUAUCGCAGAGGAGGGGGAGGGCUGGAAGAAGCUUUUGCUGUGUUUUCAGCAAGGCGAAGUGGAGUUAGAAACCAAUGCUUAUCUUGCCCUUCAGCGAGUGUUUGAGCCUGUCAAUACGGCGGAAGAGGAGGCUAGAACAGCUCUUGAUGUGCAACAACAGCGGCACAUGACGCUGCUGCUUUCCUUGUGUCACCUUGGCAUGAGGCGAUUGGAGAUGAUUUAA